Copidosoma floridanum is the source of this 3641-nucleotide messenger RNA. RefSeq lists its product as uncharacterized. Lineage: Eukaryota; Metazoa; Arthropoda; Insecta; Hymenoptera; Encyrtidae. The record is from RefSeq and is a predicted model, not a curated record.
UUAUACUUUCGAUAGUACUCACGCUUUGCUUGGGCUAAUAUUUAAUACUGCUAUAUUUGUGUGCUACUUUACUUACGACUUACGUUGAGAAAAAAAAAAUUAAAUUCAGGCCUCGGACUUGAACUCAAACUUUUGAAUUUUAGGGUUUUACUUAACUUGAUAAGUAUUUGUUUCUCUCAAUCGAUCGUAGGUUGUCGGCGUCGUACAGUCUUUACAACUCAUAUACUUACUCUACAAAGUGCAAAGUAAAGUGACCAUUAUCUAUAGUAAACUCAACGAUUUAAUUGGCAGACAUUACGUUGCUGAGGACAAUUUCAGUUGGGCAAACUUCCAAACAAGACUGCCAAAAGUUUCUGUAUUUUUUAUGUAAUAUAAAACCAAGUCUCGGUGUCAAAUUUUUAUUUUAACAUGAUUCACGUAAGACAAAAGUUUUUGUCGAUGCAAACUUGAAUUCCAAUGUAAAGUAACAUGCUCUUGCAAGGCGAGAAAUAGUAGAUCGGAGAGAAAGACUCAAAAUUCAUCCCGCAAACAUUUGAACGUUGCAAAGAUGAGUGGUGAAAUGUUUGAGGAUAAGGACUACCCAACCCAGUGGGCCAUCAAUCCCGCAACUUAUCAAAAUAUGAACAGUGAUCAAGUGGAUUGGGCUGCUUUAGCCCAGCAGUGGAUCAAAAUGAAAGAGUCUAGUGUUCCACCUGCACCACCUCCGCCUCUGAUUGCGGACAGUCUUCUAAAUACUUCGUCACAUGAUGGUGGUGGUGAAGCACCUAUGGAUAUGGAUACUAAAGAUGAUGAUAUUCCUCCGGCACCACCAGCUCCAACUAUUAGUGGAUCAGAUGACUGGAAUCAAUGGAGUCAGUGGGGAAAUCAAUGGGGGCAAGCUGCACCAUCUCUCGCACCUCCGAAUUGGGAUUGGGUUGCAUUUCCUGGGGGUCCUGAGGGAAAGUCUAUAGGGAUUCCGAUCCCACCCCCUGCCCCAUGUAUAUCAGGCAAUCACAUGCCACCUGCAGUGGUACCUACAGUACCACCACCUUUACCUCCUGCUUAUUCAUACAAUACAGUACCUAUUCCACCUACGCCAUAUGGAAAUCAAGUUCCUCCUACUAAUUUCUGGAACUCUGAGCAACAUCAUCCAAUUCCUGCUGCUCCUAUGCCUGGUCAACCACCUUUUGUAAAAAACAUACGUCCAAAUCAUCACAGAAUACCUUUUCCACCUCCACCUCCAAAUAUAAUGCCAACAUCUGAGUUGAUGACGACUAAAAAUCGAGGUUUGAGAGAUAGAACACCUGAAAAUGAUUAUUCAUUGACAAUAGAUCCUAUAAAGCGACGUACGCUACCGGCCUGGAUACGAGAAGGUCUCGAGAAAAUGGAAAAGGAAAAACAAAGAGCUGUUGAACGGGAAAAAGAAGAAAUUCUUCGAAAACAAGAAUUAGUUGAACGUAAAAAAAUUGAGGAGGAAGCACGCGCUGUUCUUAAUCCUGCAAAAAGUAAAUUUGAUUCUGAUUCAGAAAAAGAAGCUACCGAGCAAGAAGAUGAGGAUGAUAACAAAGAGAACAAUAGUAACGAAGGAAAAUCCACACCUAAUGAAUCUAACGAGCCAAAUAGCCCAGAUUUCAUGCGACCUAGAAAGAGUCGUUUCCAUGACUCAUCUUCUUCUGUAGUUGCACAUUCACGUGCAUCUACAUCUGCAACAAAGGAGAAAAGUCCCGAAGCUGCCAUUCCAUUCGCUAGUCCAGUUCCACGGUUGAUGAAAGAAGAGAUGUUGCAAAACUUAAUGCUUAAAGUACGGAGAUCAUUGACGGAAAUUUUACUUGAAGUGACAAAUGACGAAAUCGGUUCUGUAUGUAAAGACUUUUGGAAACGCUAUUCUAACAAAGCUUCUACAGGAAAGAACUUAAACCAAACAGCUAGCAACACAGCUCCAGUUUCCCAGAUCACUCGCAAGCUCGGCUUGGGCAUUUAUGAUGAUAGUAGCAGCGAGUCGGAAGAAGAGCCGCCGCCCCAGCAAAACGAGCCUCAACAGCCUCAAAGUGCCAACGAGAACGACAGUGACGAAGAACUGAAGGAAACCUUGAAACGUCGCCAGCAAGCCUUCCGCAGGACCGAAGCCGAAAUCGAAGCUCGGCUGGCUAAGGAGGAGGAAGAAGAGCAAGAAGGCCAAGAAGAGGACGAGGAUGAUGAGGAUGAAUCGAGGAGCCGGUCCAAAGAUCGAGAGGACUGUAGGAAGGAUGACGACAGGCGAAAGAGGGAGGAAGAAUCGGUAAGGGAUGACCAAAGCACAAAAGAAAAGAAAAGAAGUAGGACAGCAGGAGGUGGUAGAGGGGUGAAUAAUCGCGUAAGGAAGGAUAAUUAUACGGGUAAUUCUAGCUGCCCGGAAACAGAGGACAAUGACAUAGAUACUGCGCCGAUCGUCGGCGGUGAGAUGAAGAGAGCUCCCUCAGCUUUCAAGUCUGACCCAUCAACGGCCCUGGCGGAUCUCGACACCGCCUGCCGAGGAGCAGACGACUCGUCCGACUCGGAAAGUACAACCCAGUCGAAACGGACCUCCCGCGCCGGUAGUGCUAACAAUAAAAACAGCAAAAGCUCGUCCGCGCGCAGAAAGUCCUCGGGUCACUCGAGAGAUCGCUCAUCGAGCUGCAGCCGAUCCAAGAGUCGCAACAAGUCCUCCAGGGAGAACUCAUACGAAUCGUCGCGCUCCUCGGCAAAGCCAGACAUCGCCAGUAACGGCAAGCGCGAGGGUAACGCCAGCUCGGCGCGCUCGGACGUUAAGAAGCACAAGUCAAAGAACAAUGUUAAGCACAGACAGCGCUACCGGUCGUCGAGCUCGAGGUCUAGGUCGCGAUCGCACUCGACGUCGAGCUCCAGGUCGAGGUCAAAGCGCAAACGCUCGACGCGCUCGCGUUCUACUACCUCGCAUAGGAGCAAACGAAACAGGCGGGCUCGCUCCCGAUCCCAUGAUCGCUCCUCGCGCACGCGAUCUCGCUCGACGUCGCGUUCGAGGCGUAAGCGCUCGAGGAGCCACAAGAGCUCGACGUCCUCGAGACGGCGACGAGGCUCGCGCUCGAGGUCGACCGAAAAAUCUAGGCGGUCGAGGUCGCGCUCCAGGGGCUAUCGGCAUCGGCGUGACAGAGACGGUAAGAAGUCGUCGCAUCGGUACCAGGACUAAGUGCACGUCUCACAGCCAAAGGUUGUAUCGAUGGUUUGAUUUUAUAUUCUCGUCCUUUUACUUGUAGCGUCGCUGACAAAUGUAGAUUUAUUACGCUUAGCUCGGUAAUAAUUACGUCUCUUACGACUCUCUUUCCGCUUAAACUUUAAGUUUGUAAUUCUCAACUCCAACGCGGGUGAUUAAGAUUUUUCAGUAAAAACGCCACUUAUCGUCUCUGUACAUUUCUUCGAAAAUAAUAUCGUGAUUCUAGUACAGCGCUCUUGUAAAUAUAUUUACAGUUUAAGUAUAUCUUCCUUAAAUAAAAACUCAAGACUUAAGAAUAAUUUUUACAAGUCUGAGAUAUUCCCUUUUUCCUUUUUUACUGUUCGUAGUUAAGAACCAAAAAAAAAUUUUAUCCAUGAAAAGAAGCGUGUUUUUUGUGUUUUUCCCUAAUCAAAACACAAACAAUAUCUCAGAAAUAUAAUACCUUUUAAUCGCG